This is a messenger RNA of Aedes aegypti (yellow fever mosquito), 1755 nucleotides long. RefSeq names its product transformer-2 protein homolog alpha. The coding region runs from base 463 to 1311 and encodes 282 amino acids. Lineage: Eukaryota; Metazoa; Arthropoda; Insecta; Diptera; Culicidae. The transcript is spliced from 5 exons. Gene Ontology annotation, molecular function: RNA binding. Gene Ontology annotation, cellular component: spliceosomal complex. The record is from RefSeq and is a predicted model, not a curated record. Gene Ontology annotation, biological process: positive regulation of mRNA splicing, via spliceosome.
AAUCGUCGUGGCUGGCACUCGGCUAGCAUCACAUUUUUGGUUUGCAAUAUUUUAUCGGUAAUAAAUGUGAAAUAAUUAGGAAUUCAUCGUGAAAAAUGUGCGACUGGUAGCAGAAAAGUGAAAUCUUCUGAAGUGACGUGAAAACGUGAUCAAUAUCCGGGAAAUAUCAUCAAAUUCGUUGCUUCAACUUUGUGCUCAUUACGCCUUCCGAAGGGUGAAUUGGGGCUGGGUUACGUGUGUUGGUGUUUUUGAGAGGGAGGGAGUGACCGCUUGCGACAAAACUUUUACGUGAGUUCUUGCUUACGCGACAGGAAAACGAAUCAACGAAAAAGCUGGUGCAAAAGGUGAUGUGUUGAUCUAUCCGGUUUUGAACAAUCGAUUUUAGGGGAAAAUAUUCAUUGCAUUCAUAGUACAAGUAGUGGAAAAUAAAGAAUACGAUCUACAGUUUGUAAUUCACGAAGAAUGAGCUACUCCAGAGGCCAAUAUUAUGAGCAAAGCUCUCGUUCUCGCAGCCGUGAUCGGAAGUAUCGCCGUGAAUACCGUGAAGAUGGUUACCGAUACAGCUCAUCCUACGGCGGUGGUUCCGAGUAUGCAGGACGCAGCAGCGGCGGCGGCGGCGGAAGUUACGGCCGCCGAAGCUCCCGUCAACCGCAUGCCAUCGAAUCUCAGCCGCAUCACCACGGCGGAAGCGAAUACGACGAGAGCAAGGCCGUUCUAGCGGUUUUCAAUCUAAGCAUUUAUACCACCGAGUCCGAGCUGUACGACGUCUUUACCAAGUUCGGUCCACUGAAGAAGGCAACCGUAGUGAUCGAUGCGAAGACCGGCCGUUCCCGCGGGUUUGGUUUCGUCUAUUUCGACAGCACCGAAGAUGCCAAAGUGGCGCAUGCCCAGGCCAAUGGUAUCGAAAUCGGCGACCGGAGGAUACGGGUCGACUAUUCAGCAACGGAAAAACCACACGAUCCCACUCCAGGAGUGUACUACGGCAAGGUAAGCUACCCGAAAGGAGGAGGCGGUGGAAGUGGUGGUGGUGGUGGUGGAGGCAGUGGGGGCUAUGGAGCGCCUCCGCUAGGACCACCUGCACCUGUUGGAGGCAAUAUGGCAGCACCUGGUGGCUACUACCACUGCCGAGCAUGUGAGAUUGAAGCUCGCGAGCGGGAACGAUGGGAACGUGAGGCACGGCGCUACGGAAAUGGCAGAGAUUACUACUAUCAGGACAAGUACGCUGCGCCGGAAGCUCCGCGCAGCCGCGAUCGGUCGGCCAUGUCCCGAUCCCGAAGUGACUACUACCGAGGGGGUGCAGGAGUUCGCUGACAGUGGGCACCGAUAGCUGCCGUUGCCACUGCGCCCCUUCCCGUGGGUUAUCCCGCUGCAAUGAUGAUGUAAAACCGUAAAUAAUGUCACACAUAAAAAAACAUAACUUCCUUCCUAUCAUUCUUAACAAGGAGGCCAAUUUCCCAGAAAUUUAUCUAUUCUUCUGGUGGUGAAGUAUGAUAAUUUCACAUCCUUGAUCGAUCGAUAUUUAUUGUAUAAUAAUAAAUGUGAAUGUGUGUAUGUAAUGCACAAUACUUCAUAUUCAGCAGACCACGCGUACAUAUUGAAAUAUUAUAAAAUCAAAUCUGAUACAUGCAACCCAUUAGAUGAUAACGCAUUGAUGAAAAACUUAGCACGUAGCAAUUUCAUAUAGUUGAGACCAUACAAUAAUGAAACCGAAUAACUAUUGAAAUAUUAUCCUUGAAUAAAGAUUUUAGACAGAUA